UCCCCUGCUCGGUGGUUCCGUCUUCUACCGGAAGAGUCGGUGUUUACUGGGCAGCUUUCGCUCCACGUUAGCAUCGUUGAUUCGCCAAGAAGUUAAUAGGAAUAUAUCCGACGCCGUUUUUAAACUAGCAAUUGAGUCAUAUUGGGGGAAAAAAACAAAAAAACAGGAUUAGCCACGCCGCGUUUAGCAUGUUUAUUUGAAGGCGGGAUGAGCUACUGACACGCAAAGCAAUGACGAGCUGGCUAACGUAGCUAACAACACAGCGUUAGUUCAAACCCAGCAGCGGUGCGUCCACGACAGGGAGACAGGGAUAAGCUCGGCCAUGGGUGCGGAGAGCAGCGCGGUGCGCAGCUUCACCCUGGAGGAGCCGCUCCUCACCCUGCCCUCCGGACUCACCAUGUACUCGGCGAUGCUCCAGGGCGGUAAGCCUGCUUCGGUGUUUGUCCACAAGCGGGGCAAUGAGGACAAAGUCAACAAAGCUGCUAAGCACCUGAAGACUUUGAGGCACCCAUGUCUGCUGCGCUUCCUGUCCUGCUCAGUGCAGGACGGCGACAUCCACCUGGUGACGGAGCGCGUACAGCCCCUGGAACUGCUGCUGGACAGUCUCUCACCAGAGGAGAUCUGCGCGGGCAUCUACGACCUCCUGCAGGCCCUCGUGUUUCUGCAUGAGAGGGGCAAAUCGAGCCACAACAACGUCUGCAUUUCAUCUGUAUUCGUCGGUGAAGAUGGUCAUUGGAAACUGGGAGGGAUGGAGACUGUCUGCAAGUUCACUGAAGCUACGCCUGAGUUUCUUGCAAGCGUUCAGAACGUGAGAGAAGCCAGCUGCGUUCCUCCAGAAGAACAGGUUGAGGGCUUUAAAAUGCUUCCGGAUAAAAAUGCUCACUCUCGGGACUGUUACUCCUUUGGAGUGAUGGUGGAGACCCUCAUCUCUCUCCUGAACAGCUAUGGGUCACAGGAGCUGUCUGACAGUCUCACGAAGACCCUGCAGGCGGGCCUGCUGAACUCUGACCCCUUGUCUCGACCCCCACUCAGCUCCCUGCUGACUCAUGACUUUUUCAGGAGUGACUUUCUGGAAGUGAGGGAUUUUCUAAAGAGCCUGACAUUGAAGAUCGAAGAAGAAAAGAAUGAAUUCUUUAAGUUUCUUCUAGACCGGGUCCAGAGUCUCCCUGAAGAGCUGAUAGCUUCACGCCUGGUCCCCAAACUCCUCAACUCUAUUGUAUUUGCUGAACCCAUGGCUGUCAAAAGCUUCCUGCCUCAUCUUCUAAGGCCAAAGAAAGAAUCCAGUGGUGGUGGUAACGAUGAAGAAUGCCUGCUCUCUGUGCCCCUGUACCGUAAAUAUGUGAUUCCUCAGCUUCUCAAGCUCUUCAAGUUCAAUGAGGAACACACCCGGAUCGUUCUGCUGGCUCACAUGCACAUCUACGCUGAGUUCUUCUCCCACGAUGAACUCAAAAACCAGAUCCUGCCUCAGGUUUUGUUAGGAAUGAGAGACACCAGUGAUUCUCUGGUUGCCAUGACUCUGCAGAGUCUGGCGGUGUUGGUGCCGUUACUGGGGGCUCAGGUGGUGGUUGGUGGAGAGAGAACCAAGGUUUUCAAACGCACCACACCCAACUUCACCAGGUCUACAGAGGUCACCCCUGAAACUUCACCUGUCCAUAUAGUUGGAGGCUCCCACCUUCAGUUGGCCCAACCUUCAAAAGUCUUGAAUAUGUUUCCCAGACCACCAGGGACUGAAGGCCUGGUCCAGGGUCACAUUGGUAGCUUAGCAGGUAGUAAGGAGACUCCACAAAGUUACCCGCUGCCAUUAAAAUCAGAUGUCAGUAGACAGAUGUCGCUCCCUUUAAAUGGCUUUCGUCCGGACAGUGAGAUGGAGCCGCUGUCUUACAGCCCAGAGCAGACUGACAGACCAGAAGGUCCAGUGGAGGACUGGCCUGACUGGAGCGACCCCGAAGAGCACAAGAACAGAGAUGGACAGUCGGUCCAGAUCCACAUUCAGGCCUCGGAGAGAGAAGAUCCAGUUGGCAGCGGACUGCCGAUCUCGCACCCGAACAUAGAAGAGGAGCCGUGGGACGACUUUGAGGACACCGAACCCACCUCAGAUCUUUCCCCUACAGCUCCUUUAUCAGACCCAGUUAUACUCACACCACCCAGAGGGGGCGCUACUACACCCGUUAAUCAUGCUCCUGAAGCACUCAGACAUGGUUCCUCCAAACCCCUCAAAUUGACCUCAGCACUGCGACAAUCCACACAGAGCAAGACGGCUUCCUCAUCGGAGGACGGCUGGGCUCAAGAAGAGAGAGACUCGGAGAACUCGCACAACCCUUUAAACCCCAAGACCAAACCCAGAGUGCAUCGAAAUAAUGGGGGCAGAGGAGGUCUGGGGGAGGAGUUCACCAUCAAGGUGAAGAGAAAGGAACAGCCGGACCCAGAGCUGGAUCUGUUUGCAGACAUGGUGCCGGACAUCAAACUGUCCUCUCCAGCUCUGCUGCUACUGGACGAGAGCGGUGCGAGUGAUGCUGGACCAUCGACAGCCUCUUCAGAAAACACAAGGUCUCUGCAGGUCAACUCAUCCAAGUUCACCGCCAAGUUCGCUGUUGACAACCUGACUGAGACUGAAACAGAUGGCUGGGGUGAUGGAGAUGACCUGAACUGGGAGGAUGAGAAUUCCUGGUGAUGACAUUUGAUUCGUCUGCUUCAUCUGGAGCAAAAUAACUCCACCACCCAGACUCAAAUCCUUGAGAUGCUCCACAGAGACAUUCAGACAUUUAAGAUCAAAGUUACUCCUGUUUUCAUUUAAUAGCAUGAUGCAGAAAGUGAUAAUGAUGGACUGAGAUUUUGUAUAACCUAUUCUGGUGGUUCUUGGACAUUAUCAUUAUCUUUUUGUAAAGAUAACUUGCUUUUGAACUGGAAGGAUUUGAAGUUGAUCAGCAGAUGGUGUAAUACUUGGGUAAAUUAAGCCAUUUUCCUGUUUGCCAACUGGUCCUGAAAGAGGAUCCUAAUCAGAGGUGACUGUCAUGUUGGUAUCAUCUGCUUCUUCAUAUUUUUAUAAAUGUGCCAACUUCACUACUGGCAUGAAAAUCAAUAUACUUUUAAGCAAGACAUAACUUGCCAAAAUUGUGUCAGGUUUGAUUUACAGAAGGGUUGCGCUUUGAAUGAAUGUGAAAUAGAAAUUACGUAAUUUAUUAGCUUUUGGUUGCUGGUGAAGUAAAGACUUUAUUGUAUAAAAUAUGACCCUGAUUAUUUUGUUUUUAUAAGACAUUUGUUGGAUAUAUCUUAUAAAGUUAUUGCAAUUGUUUAGUGCUACUGACCGCAAGUACUGAACUUGGACUUUCAUAAAACACGCCUCUAGCCAAUGUGGAACUCAAUACAGGAACUUUGUAUGGCUCAAUUUUGAUAACUUACCAAGUAAAGACUCCUGUUGGACUCAAUGCUAUAAAAAAAAGAACAA
Anoplopoma fimbria (sablefish) is the source of this 3445-nucleotide messenger RNA. RefSeq names its product SCY1-like, kinase-like 3 (gene scyl3). Gene Ontology annotation, biological process: protein phosphorylation. The transcript is spliced from 14 exons. Lineage: Eukaryota; Metazoa; Chordata; Actinopteri; Perciformes; Anoplopomatidae. The record is from RefSeq and is a predicted model, not a curated record. Gene Ontology annotation, molecular function: ATP binding; protein kinase activity. The coding region runs from base 323 to 2671 and encodes 782 amino acids.